AUGGAAGGUGAUCAAGAGAGAAAUGAGUUCUCAUCAGAGGACCACACGUAUAUAGAGCUUGAUAUCUUCGAUUCCUUCUUUGUGGAUUCAGUUACUACAGUUCGUGCUUCUAUUAACACCCCUGAUAUUUCGGCCAUGCAGUUCCUAAAUGCUAUGCCCAGGCCAGAAACAACAUUUUUGCUCUGCCCAGUAUCUUAUGAAGAAGGGUUGGAUGUUGUGAGUAAGCUGAAAAAUUCUGAAAGUAAGGACUUCUUUGAUUUGUCAGUAAAUCUCAUAAAAAGAGUCACCAUUCCAAUUCUUGUACCACUAACUUUCUGCUUGAACUCAUGCAUUGUGGAGGGUGUUUUCCCUGCUCUACUAAAGAUCGCUAAAACUGUACCCAUUCACAAGAAGGGUCCAAUUGAUCUACCGGGUAACUUCAGGCCUAUUGCAAUCUUACCUGUGUUCUCCAAAAACGAAUGCAAAAAGGAAUGCUGUAUAAGAAACUGGAAGCUGUAA
Molecule: messenger RNA, 498 nt
Organism: Nilaparvata lugens (brown planthopper)
Lineage: Eukaryota; Metazoa; Arthropoda; Insecta; Hemiptera; Delphacidae
Exons: 1
Coding region: 1-498 (165 amino acids)
Source: RefSeq, a predicted model, not a curated record